AUGGAAAAUCAGAACAAUGUCACAGAAUUCAUUCUCUUGGGACUUUUUAUGAAUAAAGAAAUCAAGAUAAUAUGUUUUACUUUCUUCUUGCUCUGUUAUUUUGCAAUCUUCCUGGGAAAUUUCAUCAUCUUCAUCACUAUCACAUGUAGCCAUCUGAUUCAGCAGCCCAUGUACUAUUUUCUCUGUCACCUGGCUCUCAUGGAUUUGGCCUAUACUUCCACCAUCGUACCUAGACUGAUCAGAGACCUAGCUGCCAAGAGCAAAAUCAUUUCCUUUAAUUGUUGUAUGAUUCAGCUCUUCUCUGCUCACUUGCUGGGAGGUGUUGAAAUGUUCAUUCUGGUGUCCAUGGCCUUUGAUCGCUAUAUUGCCAUCUGUAAACCUUUGCACUACACAGUCCUUAUGAAUCGGCUCAGAUGUAACAUGCUGAUAUUGAUGGCCUGGGCAGUGGCCUUUUGGCACUCUAUCGCCCAGCUGCUCAUGGUCCUCAGCCUACCUUUCUGUGGUCCUAAUCAGAUUGACCACUACAUAUGUGAUGUGAAACCCCUCUUGAAACUGGUCUGCACCAAUACUCAUGUUGUUAGUAUCUUGGUCAUUGCCAACAAUGGGAUGGUUUGCUUGGUUACUUUUCUAGUCCUGGUAGCAUCUUAUAUAGUCAUAUUGUAUAAUCUUCGAAAGCACUCAGUAGAGGGUAGGCACAAAGCCCUCUCCACCUGUAGUUCCCACAUCAUGGUUGUGGUCCUGUUUUUUGUCCCCUGUGUCUAUACCUAUGUGCCACCACCCAGUGCCAACAAUAAUGAAAAGGAGUUUUCUGUGUUGUACACUGUGAUUGCACCCAUGCUGAACCCUCUUAUCUACACACUGAGAAAUACAGAAAUGAAGAAUGCCAUGCGAAAGCUGUGGACAUCUAAAAUUUUUUCAGAAUUGAACGUUUUUAAUCUUAGGAAAGAUGGAGGGAGAAAAAAUGACAGAAAAAAUUCCUAA
Sarcophilus harrisii (Tasmanian devil) is the source of this 981-nucleotide messenger RNA. RefSeq names its product olfactory receptor 4P4-like. Gene Ontology annotation, biological process: G protein-coupled receptor signaling pathway. The record is from RefSeq and is a predicted model, not a curated record. Bases 1 to 981 code for a protein of 326 amino acids. Gene Ontology annotation, cellular component: membrane. The transcript is spliced from 2 exons. Gene Ontology annotation, molecular function: olfactory receptor activity; G protein-coupled receptor activity. Lineage: Eukaryota; Metazoa; Chordata; Mammalia; Dasyuromorphia; Dasyuridae.